AUGUCGUCGGUGACGUUGACGUACAGCAGUGCGUCCUACAGCGUGAGCGAGGACGCCUCAGCUGGUCAGUACGUCAUCACGUCUGCUGACGUCACAGUGACAUGGACGACCAGCGGCGGGACAACGCCGUUCCAGAUCGUCAGUCCUGUCGGCUCACCUUUCCAAGUGGACUCCACGGGAGCGGUGACCGUCGCGUCGUCCUCCGGUCUGGAUUACGAGACUACCAACAUGUACGUGGUGACUGUACGGGCGAACGACAACAAUGGCGAUACAGACCAGGCUACCGUGACCAUCAUGGUGACGGACGCUGCCGAAGCGCCGACCUUCUCCAACCUGCCCGCCUCCCGGGCCGUGCCGGAGGACGUGUCGGUCGGUACGGCGGUCUUCACGCUGAGCGCCGCGGACCAGGACGUACCGGCCCAGACCCUGGCGUACACCAUCGUCAGCCAGACGCCGUCAGACAAGUUCCAGCUGAGCGGCGGCGUGGUGCAGGUGGGGACGGCGCUGGACUACGAGAGCGAACAGACGUACACGCUGACUCUCAGAGUCGAAGACGACACGUCAGGCACCCCCCUGUCGGCGGAGUCCACGCUGACCGUCACCGUUAAUGACGUCAUUGACGAGUUGCCGACGUUCUCGGCGUCGUCGUAUUCCGGCAGCGUGGCCGAGGACCAGGCGUUCGGCACCACGGUGACGUGGGACGCCGCCGUGAGCGUCACAGACGGGGACGAUGGGGACACCAUCUCGUACUCUCUUUCAGGAACGAACAACGACCACUUCGCCGUUGACAGCAACACGGGUGUGGUGACGACCGCCAGGGUGCUGGAGCGGGACGGAGCGGACGGUGUGUCGGCCUACACGCUCGUCCUCACCGCCACGGACACGGCCGGCAACACGGGCACCGCCACGCUCUCCGUCACGGUCAACGACGUCAACGAUAACAGCGCCACCUGCGAUCCUGACGUGUACUACAGCUCGGUGGAGGAGAACACUGCAGCAGAUGCAUCCGUUGCGCUGCUGAGCUGUACCGAUCCAGACGACGGCGUGAACUCUAACCUCGCCUUCUCCAUCGUCAGUGGCGACGACACUACCGCAAAAUUCGCCAUCGAGGCGAGCACGGGUCAAAUUAAG
Molecule: messenger RNA, 1131 nt
Organism: Branchiostoma belcheri (Belcher's lancelet)
Lineage: Eukaryota; Metazoa; Chordata; Leptocardii; Amphioxiformes; Branchiostomatidae
Product: protocadherin-like wing polarity protein stan
Exons: 7
Biological process (GO): homophilic cell-cell adhesion
Cellular component (GO): membrane; catenin complex
Molecular function (GO): calcium ion binding; cadherin binding
Source: RefSeq, a predicted model, not a curated record